Loxodonta africana (African savanna elephant) is the source of this 1677-nucleotide messenger RNA. Its product is annotated as nuclear RNA export factor 1-like. Gene Ontology annotation, biological process: poly(A)+ mRNA export from nucleus. The coding region runs from base 1 to 1677 and encodes 558 amino acids. Gene Ontology annotation, molecular function: RNA binding; protein binding. Gene Ontology annotation, cellular component: nucleus. NCBI's taxonomy places the organism in Eukaryota, Metazoa, Chordata, Mammalia, Proboscidea, Elephantidae. The record is from RefSeq and is a predicted model, not a curated record. The transcript has 21 exons.
AUGGGGGAUUCCGGUGGCAAAUUCAAACCGAGGUUAGGGCUGAGGCAGGGUCAGGCCAAGCUGCAGUUAGAAACUGCUGGUCGCAGGGCUGCGAAGUUUCCAUCUGGCAUAAAAUAUGAUGAGAAGUGCAUGCAGAAUUUGAUCAAGAGCCUGUGCAGUGUCCCCUUAAACCUGACCGAGCCAUCUAUCUCUGCCAGGCCCUCUGCUGUACCCUACUGUAAGCAGAAGGAGCUGAAGUCACAAAAAGCGAAACUCAUAAAGGUGACCAAGAACAAAGGAUAUGAAGUCCCCCAGCAAGCUCAUGACCUCCAGAGAGUCCACUCAGACCCAGACGCGAGGAUCCACUGUAUUGAAAAGGGGCCAAAUUUUAGAAACUGCAUGGCUGCCUCCCUCCAGAUCCAUGAAGAGAACUCGCCCAAGCUUUUGUCCUUCAACUCGAGCAACAACACACCCCACCAGCUGGUUGGCCUGCGUGACACCACACAGAAGGCCCCCAACAUCAGGAGCCUGAACCUCUCCAAAAAUGAGGUGAUGUCUGAAGGGGAGUUGGACGAGGUGAAAGGGCUGGAGCCAGAAGAGAUGUGCGCAGGCAGAAACACCCCGUGCACCACCUUCCCGGAUAAGGCCACCAACAUAAGCUCAGAUAGCAUGACACAGGUGACAAAGGCCAAUGGGCCCCAGCCCAACAACACCCACACAUCCAGGGCCAUCCCUGGGGAUGUGCUGGUCUUGUCCAGGGCCAGGCCUGGCAGAGCACUGGACACCUGGUGCGCAUGCUUCCAUGACAUGGGCCAGCUGUGUCAUUACUUGCUUUUCUCUUUUGUCUUGAUAUUUGACAGCUCCAUCCUGGAAUUGUUCCCCAAGUUAUUACGCCUGGAUAACCACGAGGUACCCCCACCCGUUGUCUUUGGCACUGAAGCCUCCAAGAAGCUACCAGUCUGCAAGGGGAGCAUCUUCGGAUCUGAGACCCUGAAGAAUCUAAUCCUAGAAUUCCUGCAGCAGUACUACUGCAUCUAUGACUACGAGGACAGGCGGGGUCUCCAGGAUGCUUACCACAAUGAGGCCUGCUUCUCGCUGGCCAUUCCCUUCAACCCUGAGGACCUGGUUCCAAGCUGGUUUGACAAAUAUUCCAAGGGGAGCAGGAAUAUAAAGAAACUCAAAGACCCCGUCCUGUGUGUUCAUUUGCUGAAACACACAAAACGUGACAUUGUUGACUUCCUCAGUGAGUUGCCCAGAACCCAGCAUGACAUCAGCUCCUUGGUGGUGGACAUGUGUGUCCAGACGGAAAAGAUGCUCUGCUUUUCUGUCAGCGGGGCCUUCAAGGAGGUGGAAGGACUGUUUCAGGCUCAUGUCCGUGCCUUUACCCGGAUCUUCAUCGCUACUCCUUCCAGCAACUCCAGCCUACGCAUCGUGAACGACCAACUGUGUGUGGGGGACGGCAGCCCCAUAGAGACCCAGGGUUCCUUCCCCACCCCAGUGCCCACACCCUCCUCCAGCCCUGUGCCUACCUUCUCGGAGAAGCAGCAGAAAUGGUGCCUUCAUGACAACAACUGGGACUACACCAGAGCCUCACAAAUGUUCACUCUGUCCACUCCUGUGCUCAAGAUCCCAGAAGACACCUUCAUGAAGUGUUCCAUGAUUCUGACAAUGAAAACUCCAAAGGAGCCAGGAUUCUGA